AUGGCAACAGCAAUUGAUAUCACAUCAUCAAAUAUACAAAUUCCAGUUGUCAAUAAAAAACGACGAUUAUGUACGAUAAUCAAAACUAGUGUGGCCUUAUUAAUUAUUGCAGCAGGUUUGACUCCAACAAUAAUUAGAUUAAGACGAAAAACAAAUACGACAACUGAAUCUAUGAUGAAUACAACUGUAUCGUUCACAACAACAACAGUACCAACUGACAUAACAUCAUUAAUUACAAAAGAAAACAAUCCAACAACAUCAGUGUCUUUGGCAACCCUAUCAUCAACUACAUCAUCAACGACAUCAUCAACCACAUCAUCAACGACAUCAACAACUACAACAGUAACGACAUCAACUACCAAACCAUUUGUUUUACAAAUAUUUCAACGAACAAACGAAGUCGUCUAUCCUAUAUGGAGUACAACAUUAGGUCGUGACAGCUCACGAUCUUCACCCGGCGACAAAACAGGUACAUAUUGGCCUAGCCAAGCACCUGAAGCUGCAUUAGAUGGUAAUUUAAGUUCAGAAUAUUGCAAUUAUGGGCUCUGUAAUGCAUCUGGUCCACUACAAGAUGGAUGCGGAAUACAAACUGGUUUCUAUAUAACAUUCAAAAGUAAACCGUUUAUUCUCGUGAAGUUUCGUAUAGCUACAAGCAAAAAUUCUGGAUCUAGAGAUCCAACCCAAAUUACAAUUGAAGGUAGCAACAUUGAAGAGUCGGAUUUAAUUUUUGGAAAAAGUUGGAUUAAGAUUUAUAAUGGUGCUUCAGGUCUCGCGACUAAAGAUCCAGGAAGACAAAAGUAUGGUAAUAAUCAAACAAUAACCAAUAAUUCGUUGUCAUUUGAAAGCUAUCGUAUUCUCAUCACUUCAAAAAGAGGUAGAGAGUAUUGUGUCGCUUACUCAGAAUUUGAGAUGACAGGACGAUUUUCCGAUUAA
Molecule: messenger RNA, 933 nt
Organism: Adineta steineri
Lineage: Eukaryota; Metazoa; Rotifera; Eurotatoria; Adinetida; Adinetidae
Source: the annotation of a GenBank genome assembly